UGGGUAAGGUAACCUGGCCUGUCCACACCUGGAGCAGCAGGCCAGGCUCUGUGUACAGGCCGGAAGGGCCACAGGGAGGAUGAGGGCAGGUAGAUCUGAGAUUUGGGACUCCUCCCCUCCCCUGAUACAUUUCCAUGGAAACAGGCAAAGGAAAGAAGAGCAGUCUGGCAGAGCUGAAGGGCUCGAUGAGCAGGGCUGCAGGCCGGAAGAUCACCCGCAUCAUCAGCUUCUCCAAAAAGAAGCUACCUGCCAAUGACCAGCAGACGUCCCCCACGGAGGAGGAGUUUCCAUGCUGUGGCCACCUGAACGUGCUGGUGAAUCAGGGCUGGAAGGAACGCUGGUGCCGCCUGAAUGGCAACACUCUGUAUUUCCACAAGGACCGAACAGACCUGCGGACGCAUGUGAAUGCCAUCGCCCUCCAUGGCUGUGAGGUAGUCCCAGGCUUUGGGCCCAGACACCCAUUUGCCUUCAGGAUCCUGCGCAACCAGCAGGAGGUCACCAUCUUGGAGAUAUGCAAGCUCCUGCCAGGACCAACGGCCUGAGCCUCAUGUCUACGACGAUGUUCCUCAUGAAGA
Molecule: messenger RNA, 575 nt
Organism: Manis javanica (Malayan pangolin)
Lineage: Eukaryota; Metazoa; Chordata; Mammalia; Pholidota; Manidae
Source: RefSeq, a predicted model, not a curated record